ACCGUAAGGUACGAACCUUUUGCAAUGCGCUAGUGCCUGGAACUCCAGCAAGAUACGUUAAUAUGAGAGAAUCACGUUUAGUCACUCGUGCUAUUCUCACCAACCUACGGUGUUGACGUUCAAAUAUCAAUAAUAGAACCUCUGCGCUUUAUUCUGCACAACUUCUGUUAUGCGCUAUGGAAAAACCGAUAUCGCGCAAGCGAAAUUCUCUAAUCUCGCCUGUCGUUUUACGUUUUAAUCAAAAUUUAAACAACCGUUCUCCCGCUAAUUAAAAAUAUAUUUCUAUAAAUCGAAUUAUUUAUAAAAUUAAACACUAGUCACAGAUCAAUACAUUUAUAAAACACAUGUUGCAUUUGCGUAAAUCCACCCCAGACUACACGGAUCACAUCUCUGUUCAACCUAAUUCGUUUCCACAACUAAAACGCGACAGUAGAUGAUAACGUGGAGUACAUGAUUGGAGGUUAUAUCAGCAACAGCUGAUUUUGACAGCAUUGGUAUACUACUUAACCUGUUUAUUCGAAUAGAUUACUGCAACGUUUGCCUAAAUAAGGGGAAAGAAAGAAUAUGGUUUUCAAAAGAAUAAAUGCUAUAUGCUCGUUAAUAUUGUAUCAACGAAGAGAUUAUUAUAAUAAAUUUCGACACCAUGCGUUAUUUAUCGGAGCUGCUGUCCCCUUCUUUACUCAGAGUGAUAGUAAUGACACAUCAAAUUUUAUGGCAAGCCCAAUAACUCCAAUGGAACAAUUACAAUCCAAUCCGACAGAUAUGAAAACGCGCAUGGAGCUUAUGAUUAUGAAAGUGCAGGCGGAGUUUUGUAAAGCUUUGGAAAAGGAGGAAAAUAGUUCACACAAAUUUCUCGUCGAUAAAUGGCAGCGAAAGGAGGGUGGUGGUGGUAUCACCUGCAUUCUGCAAGAUGGCAAAGUUUUGGAGAAAGCGGGUGUCAACAUAUCGGUAGUAUCGGGACAUUUACCUCCCGCUGCUGUGAGUCAAAUGAGGUCGAGAGGGAAACAGCUAAGUGAAGGUCAACUCCCUUUUUUUGCGGCUGGAAUAAGUGCAGUUAUACAUCCGCGGAAUCCACAUGUGCCUACGAUUCAUUUUAAUUACCGCUAUUUCGAAGUGCAAGAUGGCACAAAUGUCCAAUGGUGGUUUGGUGGUGGUACCGAUUUAACACCAUACUAUUUGAAUAACGACGACGCAAUUCAUUUUCAUAAAACGUUAAAGGAAGCCUGUGACAGACAUAGUAAUACGUAUUAUCCAAAGUUCAAGAAAUGGUGUGACAAUUAUUUCGAUAUACCACAUAGAGGAGAGCGGCGUGGUGUUGGGGGAAUAUUUUUCGACGAUUUAGAUGAGCCCAAUCAACAUAAAGUUUUUGGUUUUGUAACUUCUUGCGCUAAUGCGGUGAUUCCAUCAUAUAUGCCUUUAGUUGCUAAGCACAAAGAUGAGAAGUACUCUGAAAAGGAACGACAAUGGCAGUUAUUACGAAGAGGACGAUAUGUUGAGUUUAAUUUGGUGUAUGAUAGAGGCACAAAGUUUGGAUUACAGACACCUGGUGCGAGGUAUGAAAGCAUUAUGAUGUCACUUCCUCUUGAAGCUAGAUGGGAGUACAUGCACGAGCCUGAUCAAGAUUCGAGAGAGUAUAAACUUCUAGAGGUACUCAGAACACCUAAAGAUUGGGUAUAACUUGUUAUAUUAAUGAUAAAUUGUUAACUGUGCAAUUAUAUUUUUUGUAACGUU
This is a messenger RNA of Photinus pyralis (common eastern firefly), 1731 nucleotides long. RefSeq names its product oxygen-dependent coproporphyrinogen-III oxidase-like. The record is from RefSeq and is a predicted model, not a curated record. Gene Ontology annotation, cellular component: mitochondrial intermembrane space; cytoplasm. NCBI's taxonomy places the organism in Eukaryota, Metazoa, Arthropoda, Insecta, Coleoptera, Lampyridae. Bases 565 to 1677 code for a protein of 370 amino acids. The transcript has 4 exons. Gene Ontology annotation, molecular function: coproporphyrinogen oxidase activity.